Messenger RNA from Rhizopus microsporus ATCC 52813, 1637 nucleotides. Its product is annotated as glycoside hydrolase. The coding region runs from base 72 to 1610 and encodes 512 amino acids. The record is from RefSeq and is a predicted model, not a curated record. NCBI's taxonomy places the organism in Eukaryota, Fungi, Mucoromycota, Mucoromycetes, Mucorales, Rhizopodaceae. Gene Ontology annotation, biological process: carbohydrate metabolic process; chitin catabolic process. Gene Ontology annotation, cellular component: extracellular region. The transcript has 4 exons. Gene Ontology annotation, molecular function: carbohydrate binding; chitinase activity; chitin binding.
AUUUAAGUAGCUCAUUUCCCCUUUCAUUUUCUUUCUUUCUUCAGUCUUACAAAAACAACUUCUUUAUUUAUAUGAAGCUCUCUUCUGUCUUAUCUCUUGUUGCCACCGUUGGUCUUUGUCUCCUACAUUCCGUCUCAGAGGCAUCACCUAUUGCUUCUUUACAAGAACGUGCUGCGUCCUCUAACAAAGUUAUUGUUGGAUACUUCCCUAACUGGCUUUACGGUCGCUAUCCUCCUUCUCAGAUUGACUUUUCAAAGUAUACUCAUAUCUAUUAUGCUUUCGCCAUCCAAAACACCCCUACUGCCCCUACCUGGGCUGACCCUGGUGUAUUUGACACUUAUGUCGCCUAUGGAUUCCCAAAGCUGCUCUCAUUAGCUCAUGCUGCAGGAACCAAGGUCAUGGUUAGUGUUGGUGGCUGGUCAGGCUCCACUCAGUUCUCUACUAUGGCUGCUUCUCAAUCCAACCGUAAGGCAUGGAUUGAUUGGAAUGUCAACUUUAUCAAGCAGUACAACACGGAUGGUGUGGAUAUUGAUUGGGAGUAUCCCACUGCAAAGGGUGCAGGCUGUAAUGCUGUCAAUCCCAAUGACGUCCAAAACCUCAACUUGCUUGUAAAGGAACUCCGUGCUGCCUUAGAUGAAAACUUCCCUAACGACCACAAGGAAAUCACAAUGGCUGUUCAUAUCACACCUUUUGGUGGUGACACACCUGUCAAGGAUGUAUCCGGAUUUGUUCCUUAUGUUGACCGUUUCCACAUCAUGGCCUUUGAUGUCAACGGUGCCUGGAACAGUACAAGCGGCCCCAACGCACCUUUCCACAACGCACCUGGAUUUGGUUAUCCUGCAGGUUUCGUUGAAGGCAUUGAAUCAUGGAAAGCAGCUGGUGUACCUUACAACAAGAUUGCCGGUGGUGUUGCCUUUUAUGGUCGUGCUCAAACCUUGACUGUCAGCAGUGCACCUGAGACACAGUACAACCCAGCAGUGUCUCCUAACCCUCCCUUGGGUGAUUCAUUGGAUGGCCCUUGGCAAGAUGCUUAUUGUCCUUCUGACACCACCGUCGCUUCAGGUGUCUGGAGAUGGAGUAACCUCCGUUCACAAGGUGUACUCCAAACACCUACUACUGCUGCCUCUCCUUGGAUUCGUCACUUUGACAAUGUCACUCAAACUCCUUGGUUGUAUAAUCCUACCAACAAACAAUACAUCUCUUAUGACGAUCCCAUCUCCCUUGGUGUCAAGGCCAAGUAUGCUAUUGACACUGGCUUAGCUGGUCUCUUUGCUUGGAGCGUUGAAGAAGAGAACGGUGAACUCUUGAGUGCUAUAGCCCCCGUCAUCGCAAAUAAUCCUCCUCGUACACCUAUCGGUACAGCUACCCCUACUGCCACAGCUACUGCCACGGCUACUGGCACCAAGACUACGACUGCAGGAACGUCUACUCCUACUUCUUCUGGUGGAUGUGAUGGUGUUCCUACCUGGAAUGCUUCUACAGCUUAUACUGGUGGCAGUCAAGUAGUAUAUAACGGUGAAUUGUACAAGGCUCAAUGGUGGACUCAAGGCGAUACUCCCUCAUUGAAUGGUCCCAGCUGGAGUGCUUGGGUUCCUGUCAAGGCUUGCUAAUAUCACACUUCUUUCUCUUUAAAUAAA